Centruroides sculpturatus (bark scorpion) is the source of this 1512-nucleotide messenger RNA. Its product is annotated as interaptin-like. Lineage: Eukaryota; Metazoa; Arthropoda; Arachnida; Scorpiones; Buthidae. The record is from RefSeq and is a predicted model, not a curated record. Bases 1 to 1512 code for a protein of 503 amino acids. The transcript is spliced from 2 exons.
AUGGAAGAUUCAAAUUUCUCUAAGAAAAUUUUGCAUGGAGUCUCUCUAACUAGAGAUGUUUCCAGUUAUGCAGAAUUUGGAAAGAAAAAUCUCCAAGAUAUUAACAGGAAUAAUUUCUGUAAAGACUCUUUUAAACGAAAAGAAAAUAUAACAGAAAAGAAUUCAAAUGUCUACAAUGUAAAUGAAUAUUUUGCAUCAACACCCAAUCGAGAGAUUUAUCAAUCUUCGAAGUAUUCGUGGAAAAGAGAUUAUGGACUUUCAUCAGACGACAGCGAAGAAAAUCUGAUAAAAGAUGAAAUAUAUAAGACAGAUACGAAAUAUAAUAAAAAAUUUACAAGAUACCAGAAUGGUUCAACGAGAGAAGAAAGAGAAUUAUCGACGACAGAUUUAAAUAUUCUCAUCAACGACACAGAAAGGAAAAUGCCUGAAUUUAAAAACGUUUCUCAUCUUCAAAAGGAUUCCAAGAGGCUGGAGGAUGAAGAAAUUUCGGAAGUUAAAAAGAAAAGCGAUCAAUUACACGAAAAAAUUAAAUCAUUGAAUGCAAAACACAUGAAAACCAUCGAUCAAAUAGAGAAUUUAGAAAAGAUUGCUAACAAUGAAUAUGAACAAUGCUAUAAUACGUCCCAGAAUGACUUGUUGAAGAUGAUAGAUGAGUUGAGAAAAGAGAAUGAGAACUUGAAAACGUGUUUGGAUAAUUUCAUUACAGAUGCAAUCCGAGCCAACAAUGCUUUGAUAAGUAAAAUAAAAGCCUCACAAAAAUCUUCCAAUAAGCUGAAUCGUUUAGUACAAGAAACGAGAAGAAAACUUUAUUGUAAAUGCGAAGAAAUUAAUAAAAUUAACGAAGAAAUUUCAAGUCAUAGAGAUAAAAGCGAUCGAAUUAAGAGAAAAUUAGACGACAUAAACGAAUACGUCGAACAGUUAAAAAGGAAUAUCGAUAAUAUAGAUAAACAGAACGAAACAGAUGAAAUUCUUAGAGAAAUGAAUCAAUUCAUUCGAAAUGUCGACAUCAACGAAGAAACUUUAUCGGAGGAACUUAUAGAAACGAAUGUAAAGGAGAAACUAGGUCAGAUUUUUAAAACUCUUAAAGAAGAAAAGCAGAAUAUAAAGGCAACAACUAGAUAUAUACAAAAAUUGCAGAAUAAUAUACAGAACGAAGACAAAAGGUUAAAGAAACGAAAUGUUAAAAAGUUUGGAAGAGAAAAUAAAAUUUAUUGGAAGAAAAAACUCGACAGAUUAAACCAGAAUAUGGAAGAUUUCGAAGAAGUUACAGACAAAUCUAUAAUUGAUGAAGAGGAAAGGAGAAAAUAUUUGAAAACCGUGGAUUAUCACGUAAUAGACAAAGAAAAAGGGAGUAUUAAAUUUCCGAAACGAUUCAUUUCCAGCCAUCCAACAACUGCAAGUGUAUCGACAAUGACUGAAGUGUAUACUUUAGAUGACAUCACAACGAUCGAAGGAGAAGAUUCGAAUAAGGAAGAACAAACGAGACACAUAGAUAAUUCGAAACAGAUUUAA